This is a messenger RNA of Gadus macrocephalus (Pacific cod), 3157 nucleotides long. RefSeq names its product zinc finger protein 664-like. The coding region runs from base 585 to 1841 and encodes 418 amino acids. Gene Ontology annotation, biological process: regulation of transcription by RNA polymerase II. Gene Ontology annotation, cellular component: nucleus. The record is from RefSeq and is a predicted model, not a curated record. Lineage: Eukaryota; Metazoa; Chordata; Actinopteri; Gadiformes; Gadidae. The transcript is spliced from 2 exons. Gene Ontology annotation, molecular function: RNA polymerase II cis-regulatory region sequence-specific DNA binding; DNA-binding transcription factor activity, RNA polymerase II-specific.
CGUUCGACACGAUUGUCCGUUGCUUCGCGCCCAUGUUGCCAAAGAAGAAAUAACAUAAUACAAACACUUUUUUUUACUUUAUAUUUGUAUUGUAUUGAAUUUAGCUAGUAAACUGAGUGUUUUAAAGUGUAUCAUAGUUUAGCUAGCUUGUGUUAAUACACUCAGUUUACUAGCUAAAUGCCAUUAAACAAUUAAAUACAAUGCAAUUAUAAAGUAAGCAACGCUAAUAAAUGUCAUUUGUAAAAUAAGUGUUAUCUGCUUAAUGUUAUUUCGUCUUGUGUCGCUCAAUGAAUGAGCGCGAAUGUUUGUGAAUAUUCAUGAACCUUCCCACGUCAUUGUUGGUCCGUUGCCAGGCAGGUUUGGAAAUUUCGAACACAGAUUACGUAGGCGGUACACGUUUCGCCCCCCGUUACAAUUUUGGUCUCAAUAAACAGUCUCUCAGCUUCUCCAAAAACGUAUCGGAAGCAGAAAGAUAAGAAUUGCUCUUCUCCUGACCCUUAUGAAGGGCGAAUUCAAAUCGCCGUCAGAACAGGUUGGGGGAACCCAGUCUAUCGUAAUUGGGGAUUAACAACUAUUAUGUGCAAAUGAAAGGAAAUGAAAAUGUGUGUCCUUCUUUAUGUGGAAAGCAGCAGACCCCGGACACCAUUUCAAUCAAGGUUGAAGAGGAUAUUGGUGGAAGCUUGCCCGCUGUAGAAGACGGCAAUGACAUUAGAGACUGCAGCACGCAGCGCGGCGCCACCUCGGAGAGUCUGCGUGUGGACGCCCCUGGCUCCUCCCACAUGUCAAGUCACAACGGGGAGCUGCGCAUCCUGAGCGUUUACGGACAAGGGGAGGGCCCACUGGCGGUGGAUGGUUGGUGGAAGGUUUCUCCCAACAAUGCCAAUAUGAUCGUACACAUGAGGACCCGACCAGACGAGAAGCCGUACGGGUGUGACCAAUGCACGAAGAGCUUCAGUCGGAAAGGCAACCUGAAAAUCCACAUGAGAACUCACACCGGGGAGAAGCCCUACAGGUGUGACCAAUGCACGAAGAGCUUCAGUCGGAAAGGCCACCUGAAAAUCCACAUGAGUACGCACUCCGGGGAGAAGCCCUACAAGUGUGACCAAUGCACGAUGCGCUUCAGUCUAAGUGAACACCUGAAGCGCCACAUGAAGACUCACACCGGGGAGAAACCCUACAGCUGUGACCAUUGCAAAAAGCGCUUCACUCGGCAUGGCAACCUGAAUGUCCACAUGAGGACUCACUCUGGGGAGAAGCCCUACAAGUGUGACCAAUGCACGAUGCGCUUCCGUCAGACAAGCCCCCUGAAGAUCCACAUGAAGACUCACACCGGGGAGAAACCCUACAGCUGUGACCAUUGCAAAAAGCGCUUCGCUCGGCAUGGCGACCUGAACGUCCACAUGAGGACUCACUCCGGCGAGAAGCCCUACAAGUGUGACCGAUGCACGAAGCGCUUCAGUCAGACAAGCCACCUGAAGAUCCACAUGAAGACUCACCCCGGGGAGAAACCCUACAAGUGUGACCGAUGCACACAGGGCUUCAGUCAGACAAGCCACCUGAAGAUCCACAUGAAGACUCACACCGGGGAGAAACCCUACAAGUGUGACCGAUGCACAAAGGGCUUCAGUCUGAAAUGCACCCUGAAUAUCCACAUGAGAACUCACACCGGCGAGAAGCCCUACAAGUGUGACCAAUGCACGAAGGGCUUCAAUGAGAAAGGCAACCUGAAGAUCCACAUGAGGACUCACUCCGGCGAGAAGCCCUACAAGUGUGACCAAUGCACGAUGCGCUUCAGUCAGCAAGGCACCCUGAAGAACCACAUGAGGACUCACUCCGGUUAGAAGCCCUGCCUGUUAGUGCAUUGCAACGCCAGCUACAGCGACCCAAGCAAUUUGAGUGCACAUGCUCAAGCACACGGGCAAUGGGGUGCUUUCACACAGGGUAACGGGGCGCUUUGAUUGAGACCUCUGUCCGGUAUUUGUCGAAAUUACUGCUUUUAGUUUUUCUUUUUAUCAGGAUUAAACACUUUCCAGCUUUUUGAUUCGCUUUGUUUUGCUUUGUUUUCAUUUUAGUAAUUUAUGUCUGUGUGAUAAAGAACUUAUUUCUCUGACUCUUCUAACAGUAAAAUAUUAGGAAACGUUCACAUCGUUGGUAAAUACAAAGGAAACAUGUGAGGGGAGUAUACCACGAACCUCGCUGAACAUACCACGAACCUCGCUGAACAUACCCAGCUUUUCUUGGGAAAACCUGGUUCGACAGAGACGCAACUCGCAGUCAGAGUUAAAUGGUUCCACGACACUCACUUUAGAUUCAAUUAGUCGAACCAGGUUUUCCGCUUUAGGUUCAAUGCACGUAUUAUUAUGAAUUCCUACGAGGAAUUCAAGGUCCAAAUCACAGCCAAGGGGAACACGGUUGCCCAUAAUAUGGCUAGGGUAGCGUGCUGGCAAUAAAUAGCCGUCCGUGUUCAUUCGUAAGUGAAAAGAUUCUGCAUAUUGUCUAAAAAUAUCAUGUAUCAUCAUGCCUUUUACCCCCAUAGAUGUGGUGCCAGCACGCUCCUACCAACAUUGGGCCAAGUCAAAAAUAAAUAUUAAAAUAAUAUUCAAUGUGGUAAGUUGUAAGCAUCCAUUUGAAUAAUUUCAGGUGAAUCUAGCCUAUGAUUUGCAAUGGCCUAGGCUCCAACCUUUAGUCACAUGUUGAUUACCUGCAGCAAAUAAAAAGAAAACCAAUAAUACGACUGGGAGGAGGACCGCUCCACCGCCCUUCACCACUUCAGAGGAGCUGGCUCUCGCCAAUAACGAAGGUCGGCCGAUGAUGGUAGGAGUGGAAGGGGGGGGUGUGCUCUGACCCCACUGCCUCGACUUCCAAGGCCUUUGUAAUGAGUAUAUUCAUGUAUUGGCAAUGGACAUCAAUAAUUGUCUUGCUAAUCAAAUUGUUGUGAAAUGAUUGAGUGUAAAUUAAUUGUCAUUUUUAGUUGAAGGUACAAACAUUAGUUUGGAGGAGCUGCCGACAAUCAAUCUCCAAUCAGAGGUAUAUAACUAUCAAAGCAAAGUGUCACGUACUCUUCUGAAUGUUUAAUUUCUGGACAGAAUGUCCUAUAAUAGGUUUCCCUGAUUCUUGCAGGAGACGGUCGCCCUGUGACUCCAGGGCGACUAUGGAG